Molecule: messenger RNA, 951 nt
Organism: Phaeodactylum tricornutum CCAP 1055/1
Lineage: Eukaryota; Bacillariophyta; Bacillariophyceae; Surirellales; Neidiaceae
Exons: 1
Coding region: 1-951 (316 amino acids)
Cellular component (GO): chloroplast
Molecular function (GO): phosphatase activity
Source: RefSeq, a predicted model, not a curated record
AUGCACGAGUCGUUUGCCGAAAUUGUUGAUCUUUAUGAUGCCUUCAUACUGGAUCAAUUCGGUGUUCUCCAUGAUGGUGUCACAGCCUUGCCCGGAGCUGUUGCCUGCGUCGAGUUUUUGGCGCAUGAGCACGGCAAGCAGUUGAUUAUACUUUCUAAUACGUCUGCCCCAUCACAAAAAGCCCUAGAGAAGUUGCCGAAACUGGGAUUUGACGGGUCCUAUUUUGUGGGAGCUGUCACCUCGGGCGAAGAAGCCAGCAAAUACAUCAAGUCAACUUUGGGGAGCGAUCCUGAGAAGGCUGCUAAAGCAGUCUUCUGGACAUGGGAUAUCUACAAGCCCGACAAUGCGCGACUAACAGCUCCGCCUCAGGCUUUUUUAGAUCAAUGCGGAAACGUUGAAAUCGCCAAAACUAUUGACGAGGCUAAUUUCCUCCUUCUGCAUGGUUCGGAAAUAUGGUAUACAGGUGGAAAGACCCCAGAAGAAGCCACUUUCUUGGACUUUGUCGAAAGUGGUAAUAUGGACACAGUCGAACCACUGCUACGUGCUUGCGUAAACCGCGGUCUACCGAUGGUGUGUGCCAACCCAGACGUUGUGGUCCAAACCCCUUGCGGUGGCACGGCCUACAUGCCCGGUGGUUUGGCGACACGGUAUGCGGAAAUGGGGGGAACCUGCCGAAUUUUCGGUAAACCGGAUGUGGAGCACUUCGAAGCUUGUUUACGCGCUUUGGACGUCCCGCGUUCUAAGGUCGCGCACGUUGGGGAUUCUUUGCAUCACGAUAUUGCCGGAGCGAACGCCGCCAACAUUCCCAAUGUGCUGGUGACAUCAGGGAUCCAUCGAUCGGGGCUGGGUACUAACUUUGGAGUGCUUCCGUCUGAUGACAAGGUCACUGACCUGUGUCAACGCGAAGGCAACAUUUUUCCAACACAUGUGGUGUCAGCCUUUCGGAUAUAG